AUGGCUCCACCCAAGAAUAUGGCUGCGCUUCAUGACAGGAUUAAGCAAUACGUCAAACUGGAAGAAGACAGACAAGGGGAUCGACAGUUUGCUUCUCAAGAAGGAACAAAAAAGGAAAAGAAGAAGUUUGAAAACAAGAACGGGAAAGAAAAAUACUCGAAGAAGGACCCAAAGCCCACUUCUUACGAGGCGAUCGCAAACAAACCGUAUUUUCGACGGCCAAAUAAGAUGUCAGGGGAUCCGUCCACUCGAAACCAAUCCAAAUGGUGUUCCUAUCAUAGAGACAAAUGUCACAGGACAGAAGAUUGCAGAGAGUUCAAACGACAUUUGGAAGAAUUGGUUCAACAGGGCCAUCUUAAGGAAUUUAUUGACAAAGAAAAAACCGCUGCCGAAAAGAAGGCAGAACCUCAGUCAAAGGAGUGGGGAGAACCUUCACACUACGUGGUUAAUUUUAUUGAUGCAAUGGUACCGGAUGCACAACUUGGUAAUGCGAUAAGGCGAACAGAGUAUAGGAGGGUCCAACACCAACAAGAGGUAAUGCGGAUGGAUCUUAAUCCCAGUUUGGGAACUAAGAGACCAAUGGAGGCAACUGCAAUCACUUUCACCAAGGAAGAUGCAACAGGAGUCAUCUUUCCGCAUAAUGAUGCUCUCGUGAUCUCCCUACAAAUCGGAGCAGCAACAGUGAAGCGAAUGAUAGUAGACCAAGGAAGUUCUACAGAGAUCAUGUAUUAUUCACUCUUCCAGAAGUUAGGGAAAACUCAUGCAGAUUUGAUUCUUGUUCCAACACAUCAGGUGGGCCUUAAUGCGACCCCAGUUUGUCAUCUCGGAAGGAUACGAAUGCCAGUCACGGCAGGUCCAAGAAUAGUUGAGGUGGAUUUCCUUGUUAUAGAUCUACCCUCAACGUAUAAUGCAAUCAUGGGCAGGACUUGGCUUCACUUAAUGGAAGCUGUCCCUUCAUCUUAUCAUCAGAUGCUCAAAUUCCCCUUCGGGGACAAAGUGGUGGAAAUAAGAGGAGACCAAGCUGCCUCAAAAGAAUGUUUUAUGGCAAAAAUAAAGCAAGCAGGAAAAAUAAUGAUGAUGGAAGAAGAGGCUCCAAUCCUAGAGUAA
This is a messenger RNA of Tripterygium wilfordii, 1107 nucleotides long. RefSeq lists its product as uncharacterized. The coding region runs from base 1 to 1107 and encodes 368 amino acids. The transcript has 2 exons. The record is from RefSeq and is a predicted model, not a curated record. NCBI's taxonomy places the organism in Eukaryota, Viridiplantae, Streptophyta, Magnoliopsida, Celastrales, Celastraceae.